AUGGCAUCCAUGCGCGGGCACUGGCGCGAGGCCCACCAGUGGUCCCAGCAGCAGGGCCGCCGCGGCCGCGUGGGCCAGCGGGAGCAGGCGCGGGGCAAGGCGGAGCUGGCAUGGUCAUACACGCGCGUGGCAUGGCAGCAGGUGUUCCCCACGCGCAAGGGGUCCCAUUACAUCCACAUCCAGUACCUGGACGGCCGCCAGCAGAGCCCGCCACCACCCGCGGAGCAGGCCCAGCUGGCGGUGGAUGCCAUGGUCACCGCGUGGGAGCAGGCGCGGGCCCAGCACGAGCAGCAGGCCACCAUCCAGGCGGACGAGGCCAUGGAUGCCAACCCAUGGCUGCGCAUGACCGGGUGGGCGCGGUAUCUGGACGGCGUGCACCCGCAGGACUUGCGGCAGCUGGUGGAGGCGCCCAUGGAAGUGGAGGAUCCGCAGUAUAGGGAGGAUCGCGUGGAGCAGGCCGUGCGCGUUAUAUAG
Molecule: messenger RNA, 474 nt
Organism: Aspergillus calidoustus
Lineage: Eukaryota; Fungi; Ascomycota; Eurotiomycetes; Eurotiales; Aspergillaceae
Source: the annotation of a GenBank genome assembly